AUGGCGAAACAAUUAAGAUUAUCACUACUUGUGUUGACCAUCGGUUGGUGUAUUAUUACAACUAUGGCUACAACUACUUCCACCUCAUCUGAUAAUCAGCAAUUAAUGCUCCCAUUUAGUAGUUUAAUGCAAACUAUGUCGACAAUGUUGAACAUACCGCGGACAUUAAGUCAUACGUUGGGCACAAUUAUCUCUGUGUUGCAAAAGUUUAAGGAAAUGCUUGACCAUAUCCAUACACUACCGGAUUUGAUUAGUCAUCAAACUUCUACAAUUUUCUUUACUCCUACUCCUACUACUCCAACCACUAGUUCAACCACUAGUCCAACUACUACUCCAACUAUUACUCCAACUACUACUCCAACUACUACUCCUACUACUACUCCAACUACUACUACCACUAAAACCAUUGUUCGUAUUACUUCAUAUAUUAAUGAUGCAAAUGGAGACAACUUUUAA
Molecule: messenger RNA, 456 nt
Organism: Oppia nitens
Lineage: Eukaryota; Metazoa; Arthropoda; Arachnida; Sarcoptiformes; Oppiidae
Product: integumentary mucin C.1-like
Exons: 1
Coding region: 1-456 (151 amino acids)
Source: RefSeq, a predicted model, not a curated record